UUUUGAAUUAGGGCAACUAAGCAGUCACAUGCUGUUGAAUUGUUUACUGAAAUACCAGAUAUAUGCUCGAGUGAAUAAGGGUAUCUCAGCAUUGAUAACGGAAUGCUAUCACAGGAUGUGAACGAUAUAUUUGAACAUUUAUGAUUAGUGAAUGCAUGUAUUUUAUAUAAAUUGACUUAACUUUAACAGAUACAUGGGUAACUGUUGUGGCAAUGAGGAGGAGGCUGACCCUUUGCUCGGGACCAGACCGGUGGGGGCUCGGACUGGUACCUUGUCGCAGCCAGUAGCGAACACUGUUGAGAUCCAACCGCAGUUGGUACCGCAAAAUCGCGGGACAGAGCCGUCGUACAUGUCCGCUCGUCUCCAGAAACCAUCACGGGAGCACGAGUUUGAGACCUCCAUUAAACUGAUAUCCACGGUUCAACUACAGAAGAUUCCACUUCCGGUACUGGAUAAGACUUUCCAAGAUGUGGGGCGGUUGUACAACGAGGUGGUCGGCAACUUCCGGUCCCUGGAGACGGAGAUCCGCAAGUUCAAGGAGUUCUUCGUUGCCGACACGUCCGGUAUACCGGUACUCGAGGAAUGUGUAAAGCUUCUCGUCCAACGAAUUGGCAAAGCAAAAAUUACAAUUGAGCGGAAGUCAAAGACGUUUAUUGAAGUAACUUACGACAAGCAAGAGGUAUCAAGACUUUGCAAGGGCGAACCAGAGCUGAGUCUGCUUCCCUUGGAGCACUUUUCCCGCGCAUGUCGUCACAUCCGGGACAUUCUAUCUCAUGCUCCAACAGUGGAAACCAACGCGAAAAUACUACUACAAGACGAGGAAACUCUCCGAAAAGAAAUAAUGAAGUCGGAUUUGGAGAAUGCUGAAAUGCAGCUGGCGACAAAGGCGUUUAUUGAUAACGUUUCUAAACUUCGCGUUGUGGCUGCAGGAACAGAUACAAUAAAAAGGGAUGCCGAAAAGAAAUUUAACGAGGUUUCCAAAGCGAGCAAAUGUUUCUUUGGUAAUAAGUGAGUUUUAGUGUGGAUGACUAAAUUGAAUUUAUUGUAUACAUAUAGGCCUAGCGGACCGCACAAGGUAAUCUGCGAUGACACGCACAUAAAUUGAGCCCCGUUUUUUCAGAGCGAGGUUUAAUUAUUAUAUACAUGUAUCAAUUAUAGUAACCUAUUGCUCUUAUAUAAAAUGUUGCAUUCAGGAGAACCCUGUUAUGAUACAUAUGCAAAGUUUAGAAAAGUGUCCUCCAUAUUAUCGAUGAAAUGCGAUCUCAUAUUGAAAUAUCACGCAGUCUUUAACCCUUGUAUGCCUAACGUCUAGCAAAAGGCCUUGGCAAACAGCGUAGACCCUGAUGAGACGCCGCAUCAAAAGCGUAGACCCAGAUGAGACGCCGCAUGAUGCGGCGUCUCAUCUGGGUCUGCGCUGUUUGCUUAAAAAAAUUUCUUUAAGAAAUAUUACAAAUAUAGAAAUAAAUAUACCAGACAUCCCUAAAUUUGGAAAUAAAUUGAUCCAAUUUAGAAGGAUGGGAGAUUCCACUAGGCAUGAAUGGGUUAAAAUCAUGACAUAUGUCUUUGUAAAGCCUGACAAUGCUUACUCCUCUCGUACAUACCAAACAUAAUUGUGAUAAUUUCAUUGGAAACAAGAAAACAAGAUGUGUUUGUGAAACACUAUGUCCCCCCAUAUGUUUAACCUUUGACCUUGAAGGAUGACCUUGACCUUUCACCAGUCAAAAUGUGCAGCUCCGUGAAAUACACAUGCAUGCCAAAUAUCAAGUUGCUAUCUUCAAUAUUACAAGUGUAUAUUAAAUUAGCGAUUUUGACCCAUAUAUUUGACCUUUGACCUUGAAGGAUGACCUUGACCUUCGUCUUUCACCACUCAAAAUGUGAAGCUUUAUGAGAUACGCAUGUAUGCCAAAUAUGAAGUUGCUAUCUUCAAUAUUGCAAAAGUUAUUGCAAAUGUUAAAGUUGGCGCAAACAAACAAAGACACAAACCAACAAACCAACAGACAGGGCAAAAACAAUAUGUCCCUCAGUAUAUACUGGUGGACAUAAAAAGUUCAAUUGUGUCCAUAUUUUCCUUAAGGAGAUCAAUUUCUUUCCAUAAUGAUGUAUUUUCGUUAAGCACUGUGAAUCGUUUUAUAGUUUUGAUAGAUUGAGAGAUAUGAUCUCUUCGUCAAUUUUACCAUGUAUUACCAUUAGGUCGUUUGUAAGUGGGCUCAAUCAUCCGAAAUAUCGGUACUUUCUAUAGAAUAUAUCCGGGCUUUCCUCGUAAAGGGAAAUCUUUAGGGGAUGCAGAAGACGUCAUCUGUAUAGUGGGUCGUUCAGGUUGGGAAUCGGCUGUAUUUCGCCCUGGUCCCGGGUUGACCACACAAAUCAGUCUCAAACACACAUCUGUCGUCUUACUGCCCACCACUAGUCCACGUUAGACAUUGUUUGGCUUUAACGACAUCUAAAACUCCCGCAUUCUCGAUCUCUAAAUACAAAUAUCCAUUCCCGUAUGUAUACUUCAUGCUAUACCCAUCCGCACGAAAAGCAGCGGGUCGCAAUUGUUCCGCGCUUAUCUCAUAUUAAGUGAGUUCCGAAUUAUCUUUUAAAUGACAAAAACGAACGCCAAUGAGUCGUUGCAAAUUGGGGGCAUUCCGCUAUUCGUGCAUUUUGUACAGAAGAAGGCGUAUUAUAAUAUACAUGCAAUUGUGUGAAGAAUUGUCUGUGUUUAUUAUCUUACAUAUGUGUUCUCAUUUUAACAAGGUAUUAGAUCAAUUUGUAGUUGGUUCAUGGGUGCUCGUGGUUAAUAUAUAAAUGUUACAAUUUUGCCCAUGGCAUAAUCUUAUGUGCUUGUUUCCGUUUUUGAUUUUAUGUUUACUUCUGCUGCUUAUAUACAUGUGUAAACGUGUUCAUUUUACUGCAAAAGAGAAUUGAAAUGCUUAAAAUAAAUGAAAGAAAAGUGU
This is a messenger RNA of Dreissena polymorpha, 2939 nucleotides long. RefSeq lists its product as uncharacterized. NCBI's taxonomy places the organism in Eukaryota, Metazoa, Mollusca, Bivalvia, Myida, Dreissenidae. The record is from RefSeq and is a predicted model, not a curated record. The coding region runs from base 194 to 1012 and encodes 272 amino acids. The transcript has 5 exons.